GCACUGUGAUGUUACAGUUCCCAAGAGACCAGCAACCCCACAGAUGCCACCAGUCUCCCUCCCGCUGAGGCACCUCUUCCCCGCUCCCACAGCGUGUUCCCCAAAGGGCGGGCCCAGGGGCAGGGCCCUGCAGACCCCGAGGGACCACCAAGAUGUCGACGGCCAGCAAUAUUGUUCCUGACUGGAAGACUCUGAAACGCCUCAUCCAUGAGAAACUGGAGCAGAGGACGGUGAUCCCAGGAGAGAGACGGGAAAGCGGUAAGGUGGUGCUGAAUGACCGGCCCCAAGUGGUCUUCCAGGAGAACCGCUUCCCCCAGCCCAUGCCCCCCCUCUGCUUCUACUACUCCGACACCUUCUACGUCGUGUGCGUCUCGUGGGUGCGGCCAGGACGCAGGGAAAUCCAGGCGGUGGUGUGGGUGCAGAACAAAGAAGAGAAGCGGCAGUUGGAGGAGAAGACUUUCCCCGUGACGGAGCGGCCGCCCCCGGUCCAGACCCUGGUGCACACGGGCCCCCACCGUCUGCUGGUCGCCUACUGCGGCGACUUCUGCCUGCGCCUCUUCGGGGACCACACCCGGGCGCUCAAGUCCCUGGGCACCGUGCCCUGCCCCUUCGCCAUCAGCAGCCUGUGCUACGACCCACAGAGCGGCAUGCUGCUGUCGGGCAUCCACGGGGCGCUGGUGUGCUGGGCCAUCGAGCCGGAUGGCCGGGGCCUGCACGUGGCCCACACGGUGCCCGUGUCCGGCCGGGAGUCGGUGCAGGGCCUGAGCUCGGACGGGCCCCCGGGGGCCCUGGUGGCCCUGUGUGAGAGCGUGGCCCGGGUCUUCGCCCGACGGAGCCAGGGCCGGCUAGAGGAGGUCCAGAGUUUCGCCGACCCGGCCUGCGGGGCCUCCCUGACCUGCUGCUACACCUGCACCGCCCGAGGCUACCUGUACACGGGCAACCGGGCCGGGCUGGUGCAGGCCUGGCCCCUGAGCCGCGGCCAGCGGCCGCAGCGCUUCCGGGCCCACAGAGCGGCCUUGGUGUGCGUGCGCAGCCGGCCCGAGGCCUACACCCUGCUGACGGCCAGCAGCGACGGCACGGUCAAGGAGUGGAACCUGAGCUCCAGUCGACUGCUGCGCCGGCUGGACCUGGGCGAGGAGCUGAAGCAGCUCUCCUUCCUGGACGCCUCCACCUUCUUCUGCCACACGCGCUGCGGCUUCUCCCUGCGCCUUCUGCCCAGCUUCUAUCACCUGUUCAGCGUCUGCGGGUCGGCCCCCCGGCGGCUGCGGCGGAUGCCCUGCGGGGCCGGGCGGGCCCGCAUCCUGGCCUCCACUGAGAACGGGCUGCUCCGCUUCCUGUCCCCGGUCACCGGGGAGCUCCUGGCCCUCAGCUGGCCCUUCGCCGCCCUGGACCGGGCCAUCGACUGGGUCUACGCCCCCGACCGGGAGGAGCUCUUCGUGGCCACGGGCACCACCGACGUGCUGGUGCUGGACGCCGGCCGCUGCCCCUUCCCGGCCAAGUACCUGCUGCAGACGUCCGCCAAACAGGAGGACCGGGUGCUCUGCCUGGCCUACGGGCGGCCGGAGCUGGGCCGGGGGCUGACCGGCCUGGUCUACUGUGGCCACUGGAGCGGGGUGAUCAAGGUCCUGUCCCAGCACAGCUGCGCCCGCGUGGAGAAGCACAUGCACUCGGCGCCGGUGCUGGCCCUGUCGACCCUGGUGGGCAACCAGCCGCAGCCCUCGCGCGAGGACGCCCUGCUCUGCUCCUACGGCGCCGACGACUACGUGCACCUGUCCGAGGCCGUGCUCCUGGAGGGCAGCCUGGCCCUGCGGCCCCUCACCAGCAUCCUGAGCAGCUGCCACCUGCAGCACCUGCUCCUGCUGCCCGGCUCCGUCGGGGCCGUGACCGAGAGCAGCCGCCUGCGCCUCUGGCGCUACCGCGACUUCCUGUUGGCCUUGGAGCCGAGCCAGAGCUCGGGCUUCCUGGAGACGGAGCCCCUGCACGACGGGCCCGUCAUCUCCUUCGACUUCUGCCCGGCCCUGGGCAUCCUGGCCACGGGGGGGGCCGACGGGAUCAUCCGCCUCUGGGACGCCCAGGGCACCCAGCUGGCCGAGCUGGACUCGGAGAUGCACUUCGGGCCGCUCUGCUUCGCCAACGUCCGCGGCGACCUGCUGCUCACCUUCAACCAGAGCCUCUACCUGGUCUCCUGCCUACAGCUGCUCCCCGACUCCUUUCUGGAGCGGCUGGCCAGCCUGGGACUCUGGGAUGAGGAACAAGAGGCCCCGCGGUCCUUCCUGCCCGGCUUCCUGCUCUCCUUCGACACCAUCUUCGUGCCCAAGUACGCCUACCGGGCCCGCCAGCUGCAGCACUACCAGGGGCUGGUGACCCUGACCAACCGGCGGGCCAUCGCCUUCGACCAGGCCGUGCCCUACGUCGUGGAGGAGGGGGCGGAGGAGGAGGAGGAAGGUGGGGGCGGCUUCCAGGGGACGCUGAAGCCCCGGCUCAGGUCCCCGCAGUCGGUCCGGCGGGCCAGCCAGGCCCUCGGCUCCCAGGCCGCCGAUGCUCCUCCGGACCGCCGUCGGCGCCCGGCCCUGGCCCAGCCCCAGCUCGAGCAGGGCCAGCUGGAGCGGGGCCCGCAGCUCCGCCUCUUCUUCGGCCAGGGCCGCUCCUGGCUCAUCGCCCCCGACGGCUACAUCCCCAACUCGGUCAUUCGGGCCCGGCUCUGGCCCGAGGGCACCCCGGUCUUCCUGCACUGUGGCCUGCACUGCUCCCAUAGGGACCCCGACUUGAAGGUGGGCGAGUGGCCCUUCCCCUACGGCACGGCCAAGGCCACCGACCAGAUGGACGAGGCGGAGGAGGGGGCGUUAUUCGCGUUGGCGGAGGCUGUGGGGGGCCCGAGCGGCGACGAGGAGCGGGCCGCCCCCCAGGUACCCCAGGACCCAGCCCGCGACAUCCUGCUGAAGUUGGCCGGGGCGGGGAGCUGCUGGCUGGAGGCCAAGCUGGGCCAGGUGAACCUGGACAGCCUGGUGCCCACGCUCCUCCGCCUCAUGAGGCAGAGCUCCGACGAUCGCUACGUCCAGUGCGUCAGCACGCUGGCCCAGAUCUUCGCCGUCCACCAGGUGCCGCCGCGGCUGCGCUCCGAGACGGCCCGUCGCCUGCUGGAGGACACGGGCCACCCCAAGCCCCUCAUCCGCGUGGCUGCCUGGGAGGGGCUGGAGCGGCUGGGCCUCAUGAGCCUCCUCUUUGCCGUCCCGCUGACCCGAGGGCUGCUGGACGGCGACCUGCAGGUGCGCCUCAAGGCCCGGGAGAUCAUGGCCUCGACCACCGGCAUCCGCAACCGCCAGGCCCUGCAGCAGCUGCUGGAGAAGCGCGAAACCUUCCGGGAUAUGCAGCAGGAGCAGAUCGGGGAGGAGUCCCUGGACCAGCUGCUGAGUCUGCGGGCCACGGACCUCCCGGCCCUGCUGGCCGAGGUGGAGCGGCAGCUCAAUGAAGACCUGGACCUGAAGGACAGGACACUGGGACCACAGAUCAGCCUCGAUAUCUCGAAGGCCGCCGCCGCCCCCCCGCCCCCACCGCCGCAGAUCCUCAUCCCCACGGCCCCAGGCAUCACCAUGGCCACUCCCCAGAUCCGCCAGCGCUCCAAGAUUGGCAGAGGGCCAGGCUCUGGAGUGGGCCAGGCAGCAAGCAGAGCCAGGAUCCUGCUGCAGGUCUCCCAGAAGCUGGAGAAGGCGAAAAAAGGGCCCCCGCCCGAGCCAGAUGAGUCCGCCCCGAAGGAGAGUGCAGAGGCGGUGGCCGUGACACCCGAGGGAGAGGUCGGGACCUUCCCGGAGAAAGAGGUGACCACAGACGAGAGUCUGCAGGGGGCGCUGGCCCCUGUGGGCCGGAGGCCCACAGCCGUGGAAUUGUUCCAUAACGUGUUCAGGUCCCGGCAAGAGGGCGCCAAAGUCUCGAAAAUCUCAAGGGAGAGCACCAGCCUGUUGGGCGUCCGAGGGGAAGACAAAAAAGUACCCAGUGUGGGUAGCCGGAGUGUCGCUGGCCUGCCCGGGCCCACCGAGCCCGAACAAAGGGGUGACCAGGAUAGCAGCUCGUGGAGGGAGGAUCUCUGCCGGCUGGUGAACCUCCGUGUGUCGGCGUCCCUCGAGGGCCUGGGCCGGGACCUGACCGCGGAGCUGGUGAACACGGCUCGAAGGGCGUUAGGGGGCCGGAGGCUCAGCUGGCACCUCUUCCAAGAGAUCUGCCCUGUCUCCCUGCUGCCCAGCCAGGGACCCCGGCCAGAAGGCACCGUCCAGGCCGGGCUAGGGAAACCGGGGACAGAGGAAGCAGGGAGAGAGGAGAAGGAAGGGAAGCCCCCCAGUAAGAGGGAGGCAGAAGUUUCCAAGAGAGAAGAAGAAAAGGGAAGGGAAAUUUCCAAGAGGGAGGAGGAAAAGGAAAGGAAGAUUUCCAAGAGGGAGGAAAUUGACCUUGCCCCCAAAGGGGAAGAAUUCGUCAAGAAAGAGAAGACAUUGCCCACUGAGGAACAGACAUUAACCCGGGAAGAGAGAACACCGGCCAGGAAAGAGGGGGAGGUGACUGUGGAGGAAAAGGAAGUGGCAAGAGAUGAGAGGAGCCUGGCCAGAGAGGAGAGAGAACUGGCCAUGGAAGAGAAAGAGAUGAUCAUAGAAGAGGGGAGGCUGGAUAGAAAAGAGAGGGAAAUGACCUGGGAAGAGAGGGAGAUGGCCAGGGAAAUGAGGGAGAUGGCCAGGGAAGAGAGGGAAAUGGCCAGGGAAAUAAGGGAGAUGGCCAAGGAAGGGAAAGAAAUGGCCAGGGAAGAGAAAGAGAUGGUCCAGGAAGAGAGAAGAAUGAUCAAGGAAGAGAGUAGGCUGGCCAAGGAAGAGAAGAAGCUGGCCAGAAAAGAGAAGGAAAUGACCACGGAGGAAAAAGAGGUGGCCAAAGAAGAGAGAGCACUACUCAGGCUAGAGAGAAAAAGGGUCAUAGACCAGAGGGAGUUGGCCAAAAAGGAAAGAGAAUUAGCCAAAAAAGCGUGGAAUUUGGCCAAGGAGGAGAGAGAAAUGGCCAGGAAAGAGAGGGAAAUGGCCAGGAAAGAGAAGGAAAUGUCCGUGGAGGAAAAAGAAAUGACUAAAGAGGAGAGAGAACUGUCCAGGGAAGAGAGGAAACUAUCCAGGAAAGAGAGGUCACUGUCCAGGGAAGAGAGGGAAAUGGCUGGGGAAGAGAGGGAAAUGGCUAAGGAAGAGAAGGAAAUGUCCAUGGAGGAAAAAGAACUGAUGAAGGAAAUGAGGGAGCUGGCCAUUGAAGAGAAGGAAAUUUCCAUGAUAGAAAAAGGAAAGACUGAGGAAAAGAGAAGGCUGCCCGGGAAGGAGAGAGAACUGACCACAGAGGAGAGUGACGUGUCAUUGGAAGACAAGGAUGAGAGCCAAGAGAGGGAAAUCGCCAAGGAAAAGAAGGACAAGUUCAAAGAAGAAGGUGAGGAAAUGCCAAUGGACGGAAAAGGGCCGACCAAAGAAGAAAGGCAGCUGCCCCGGGGAGAGGUGGAAAUGGCAAGAAAAGAGAGGGUUGUUCUCGAGGAAGAGGAAGAAUUGCCCCUCGAAAAGAGGAAGUCGUUGGGAAAAGAAAGGGAGGUCUCCAGGAAACAGAAGGAAAUUCUCAAGAAAGACUCAAGGGAAAUGAUCCAAGAGGAGAGGAUGUUGGCCAAGGAAGAAAGGAAGCUGGCAAAGGAAGAGAGGAGAGUGGCUGGAGAAGAGAGAGAGCUGGCCAGGGAAGAGGCUCAAAUGUCCAUGGAAGAAAAGGAAAUGAUGCAGGAAGAGAGAAAGCAGGCCAGGGAAGAGAGGGAAAUGCCCCAAGAAAUGAAGGAAAUGAUACAAGAAGAGAAGAGACUGACCCGAGAAGAGAGAGAACUACCCAAAGAAAUGAAGGAAAUGGCCCAUGAAGAGAAGAAACCGAGCGGGAAAGAGAGAGAAAUGCCUAAAGAAAUAAAGGAAACAACCCAAGAAGAGAAACUGGCUCGGGAAGAGAGGGAAUUGUCCACAGAAAUGAAGAAAAUGAUUCAAGAGGAGAGGGAACCGGCCAAAGAAGAGGGGAUACUGGCCAUAGAAGGGAGAAAACUAGCCAGGGAAAUGAGAGUGCAGAGCAGGAAAGAGAGGAAAUUGGCCAGGGAUAGGAGAAAACUGGCUAGGAAUCAGAGGAAACUAUCUAGGGAUCAGAGACAACAGUCCAGGGAUAAGAGGAAACUGUCCAAGGAAGACUGGGAGAUGAUCGGUGAAGAGAGGAAACCCGGCAGAGAAGAGAAGCAAAUGACCAGAGAAAAGAGAGAAAUGGCCAAGGAAGAGAGGGAAAUACCCACAGAGAUGAAGGAAAUGAUCCCAGAAGAGAGGGAACUGGCCAGGGAAGAGAGGAAAAUGCCCCAAGAAAUGCAGGAAAUUAUCCAAGAGGAGAGGACACUGGCCAGGGAAAUUUCAGAAGUGACCGAUGAAGAGAGGAAACCGGCCGUGGAAGACAGAGUAGCAUCCAUAGACGAGAGGCAAUUGACCGGGGAAAGGGGGGAAAUGGCCAGGGAAGAGAUGGAAAUGGCCAGGGAAGAGACAGAAAUGGCCAGGGAAGAGACAGAAAUGGCCAGGGAAGAGAUGGAAAUGCCCAGAGAAAUGGAGGAAAUUACUCCAGAAGUGAGGAAACUGGCCGAGGAAGGUCAAGAAAUGACUAGUGAAGAGAGGAAACCUGCCAUGGAAGUGAAAGUGAUUGCCAGAGGAGAGAAGCAACUGACCAGAGAAGAGAAGCAAGUGACCAGAGGAGAGAAGCAAGUGACCAGAAAAGAGAAGUCAGUGACCAGAGGAGAGAAGCGAGUGACCAGAGGAGAGAAGCAAGUGACCAGAGGAGAGAAGGAAAUAUCCAUAGAAAUGCAGGGAAUCACUCAAGAAGAGAGGAAAGAGGCCAGGAGAGAUCAGGAAAUGACCAGUGAAGAGAGAAAACCUGCCGUGGAUGAGAAAGUAGUGGCUAGAGGAGAGAAGCAAAUGACCAGAGAAAAGAGGGACAUGCCCCUUCUGAAAAUGAAGGAACUGAUCCAAGAGGAGAGCAAAUUGGCCAAGGAAGAGUGGGAAAUGCCCCAAGAAAUGCAGGCAAUUACCCAAAAAGAGAGGAAACUGGCCCGAGAAGAGAGGAAAGUGGCCAGGGAAGAGAGGAAAGAGGCCAGAGAAGAGAGGAAACUGUCCAGGGAUCAGAGGAAACUGUCCAGGGGUGAGAGGAGACUGGCCACGGAAGACUGGGAAAUAAAAGGGAAAGAGAGUAAAGUGGUCCCGGAAGAGAAGGUGAUAGCCAGAGAAGAGAAGGAAAUUGCUGGGGAAGAGAGGGAAAUGGCCAGGGAAGAGAGGGAAAUGGCCAGGGAAGAGAGGGAAAUGGCCAGAGAAGAGAAUGAAAUGGCCAAAAAAGAGCAGAUAAUCACUAGGAAAAAAAGGGACUUGAUCCUCAAAGUGAAGAAAGUAGUCAGCCAAGAGAGGGAAAUGGCUAGGGAAGACCAAGAAAUGCCCCAGACGAGGCAGGAAAUGGUGGAGGAAGCAGACCAAGUAGCCAGUGCAGGGAGUCCCCCCUUGAAGAAAGAGGAAAUGGAAAAGGACAGGCCAAGUCACAAGGCCAGAGAGGCUGGGCUGUUCAAGGCGGAGUUGCAGAAGUUUCUGAGGCGCUGGAAGAAGUGGAGGAAGCGGAUGAGGCGGGCUCGAAGGGUGGAGACCAUCCUUGAAGAGGAGGAGCCAAUCGAGGAAGCCAGAGAGUCGUCCCUGACCGAGGAUAGUCAAUCAGAAGAAAAGUCUGAGGAAGAGGACGCCUUGUCCGAGGAAGCGGAGAGCAUGUACCCAGACGAGGCAGAGGGAGAAGGGGCCUUCUCUGGGGAAGACGAGGUGGGCGGUGAGGGGGGCCCAUCCCAGCUGGAACGCCUCAUGGAGUUACUGAGGGAACAGAUAAUGGGGCCCUUGGUGAGCCAGACCAGGGAUGCGCAAAGGGAAGUGGCGAAACGCAAGCUGGAAGUGGAGGGCAAGCGCUGGUCUUCCCUGAAAAGGCUGCCGGAAACAGUCGAGAAGAAAGCCCCAAGAGUCUCGUUCAGGUUCCCCGAAGCAGCCGGAGAAGCCGGGGCCCCCGAGAAGCGAAGGCACCGGCGCCUGGGAUUGUUCCCCAAUGAGCCCCCGGAGCCCCCCAGGCGCCGGAAGGCUCCCGAGCUGAAGGACCACAUGCAGAUGCCCAGGACGUUGACGCCCAAGGAGGCGAAAGAAGCCCGGAAGUGGGCCUGGUUCACCCAGCUCGAGCAAAUCCUCACCGAGUCCUGGACCCCAUCCCUGGAGGAUACCCCACCCAAGCCCCCCACCCACCUGGAGCUGAACGGGGUGAAAACGGCCUACCGCCGCCUCUGGGAAGCCCGGGGCCUCAGCCGGAGUCGCUUCCUCCGCUUCUGCCAACUACUUUCCGAGCCCUCCGGGAGCGAGCUCCGCAGGCUGCUCCAGCUGGCCCACCUGCAGGACAUCGUGGCCCGCUGCGGGCCCUCGAGCGAUGGCGGCCCCUCCCACGCCCCGGAGAAGCCCGCCAGAGUCCCAGGACCGAGGGGACCCAGAGGUCGGUGGACCCUGCCGGUGCUCCCGCCCAUCAGGAGGAAAGAAAUUCCUCAAACGCCUGCAAAGGGCCCGGGGGCCCAGGGGCUACCAGUACAACUCAAGACCAUCCCCGGGCCCUGGAAGAAGCUGGCCCUGCUCCCGCGGCAGGCUCGCCGGCCCCAGGCUCGCGGCGCCCGGCUGCCGAAGGGCAGCGGCCCUGCCCAGCGGUUCCCUCAGGCCCCCGCGGUCCCACGCUCUGCCUCGGUGCAGGAGGAGAGGCUGAACUGGGAGACCUUCCUGGCGCUCUACCAGGUGCUGCUGGCCAUGCGGGCGCGCUGCGGGGAGGACAGCCCCAUCUGGCUGGCCCAGUUCAACCACCUCCUCGACCUGUACCGCCUCAAGUCCCCCCGCCUGCGGACCUUGCUGCAGCGGCUCCUGAGGGCUCAGGACCGCCCCCGCCGGGACUUUGUGGUCGACGCGGCCAGGGAGGCCCGCGAUCUGGCCCCCGGAGAGCGGUUGCUCUGGAAGGUGCUCUGUGGGUGCCCCCGGCCUCCGCCCCGACCCCCUGCCUUCGAGCAGGUGCUGCCCCUCCCCUGGAGGAACAACGUGCACACCAUCCGGCCCAAGGGCGAUGCCCACUGGGGCAUCCUGAAGCUCAGCUGGCGCAGUCUGGCCUCCACCCUCCCCACGGAGGGGCUGCCCCAGUUCCCCACCCCCCGACCCUCUGAGUGGCGCCGGCCCCAGAGGAAGCCCCGUCUGAGCGACACCCCUAAGGUUCCCGGGAAGAGGUGGGAGGAGGGGGCAGGGGGAGGGGGGCAGCCCCAGCCCCUAGGCCCCCACCACCACCACGUCAACUCCAACCCCGACCGGGCUCAGCCCGCCCUCUUGGUUAUUCCAGAAUAAAACCGGAAUCAAUCCAUCAA
Ornithorhynchus anatinus (platypus) is the source of this 9466-nucleotide messenger RNA. It is a transcript of the gene WDR87, whose product is annotated as WD repeat domain 87. NCBI's taxonomy places the organism in Eukaryota, Metazoa, Chordata, Mammalia, Monotremata, Ornithorhynchidae. The record is from RefSeq and is a predicted model, not a curated record. The transcript is spliced from 6 exons. The coding region runs from base 153 to 9446 and encodes 3097 amino acids. Gene Ontology annotation, molecular function: protein binding.